AGAAGUGUGUCACUUAACAUCACAACAUAUCUUCGUAUACCAACUAAACAUUGUAAGUAUGCAGUGCUUGUUUGGGGCCCUAGUGGUUAUAUACGGUUUCUGCCCUGGCCUGAUAGCGGGAAAUAUCAACCAAGCGUUCGACGUCUCCAAAUUCCUGAAUCCAUGGAAGGGAUCAGACAUACCAGAAUGUACUGAGCUCGACAAACCUUGUGACAUAGCUAUUGGUCUGAUACAGAACGGUAGUUUGUCAAAAAUAACGACGGAAGAAGAGAUGUGCGCAUGUCCAGGAACAAACAAGUGUCCCAGGGGUUGGGAAACGGACCUAAGGAAGUCCAGACGAAUGGAACUCCAAUCCUCAGGUUCUGAAGCCCUCAUCCAAUUCAACUACUGCGAAGAUAUCCCCGAACUUCCGGUCUGUCUUGGUACCGAAAUUGCUCUGAAAACUCUCGAGAUUGGUCUUUACCCAGAAGAGAUUUUAGAAAACAAAUGUCGUUGUCCAAACGGUCGACAUCUUUUGCUGAAGAAGAGUCAACUGGUUUACCGUAGACGAUACCAGGACUAUGUGUGUAGUAUGGCGGAGUGCGACGUCAGCAACAGUCAAGAGUGCUUCCACUCCAGGAGAACCGGAUUUGGUGUCUAUACCACUACCGUACACUGCCGAUGUGGAAACGGAUUCGAUUGUGUAACAGACAGACGCUCUGCAAACGGACGACAAGACAUAUAUGGCCGUUGUGAAGAGAUGUGAGGCAGACCAAGAGUACAGAAUGUCUAAUUAUCUAAGUGAAUUAAACAUUUUUAGUGUGCUCAUUUGGUCCCGGUAACAACCGAAUAAGUAUCCUUGUUGUAAAUAUCACGAUAUAACAUUCUCCUUUGGACACUGUGUGUGAUGGCAAUCAUUUUGACUCGUCUGCUUUAAAAAAUAUAUAUAUAUAUAUAUUUAUGUAUAUGAAAAGGAGACCAGUUUGAUUUCACAGAACGUUUUUCAUCAUACAUCCGUGACGUAACUUGCUAAAAUGAUCGUUUGAUAUAUAUAUAUAUAUGUACAUGUAAGGGCCUUUCAUAAAAGUUGCUUUUUCAUUACUUUAAA
Molecule: messenger RNA, 1087 nt
Organism: Ylistrum balloti
Lineage: Eukaryota; Metazoa; Mollusca; Bivalvia; Pectinida; Pectinidae
Product: U-scoloptoxin(11)-Ssd3a-like
Exons: 4
Coding region: 59-745 (228 amino acids)
Source: RefSeq, a predicted model, not a curated record